This is a messenger RNA of Osmerus eperlanus (European smelt), 3423 nucleotides long. RefSeq lists its product as uncharacterized. The coding region runs from base 84 to 992 and encodes 302 amino acids. The transcript has 5 exons. The record is from RefSeq and is a predicted model, not a curated record. Lineage: Eukaryota; Metazoa; Chordata; Actinopteri; Osmeriformes; Osmeridae.
UCGUCUGUCUUGAGGUAGUACGUAGACUGUUGGAUUUGUGGAUUGCAUCAGGGCCCUUACUCUGCCGCUUGUCUUCUCAUCAGAUGCAGCUUAUCUCAAACGAACUUGUAGGCUUAAGAAGCUUCAUUCCCAUGGAUUUUGCUCGUAAACCCAGACAGCUUUCAGAGAGGCUCAGGUGGAAAGCCACAGAGUUGCGACAGUUCUUGUUGUACACAGGUCCAGUGGUUCUCCGAAAUGUGUUGUCAGCUUCAGUCUACAACAAUUUCAUGUUGUUAUCGGUUGCCAUUUUCAUCCUUGCUAGUCCUUCAUUGUCAGCAAAUCUUCAUGACUUUGCACACACAUUACUUGUUUCAUUUGUGACACAUUUUGGUGAAUUGUAUGGUCCUGAAUUUGUUACUUACAAUGUUCAUGAGCUAACCCAUCUUUCCGAGGAUGUUAGGAUACACGGCAAUCUGGACCUUAUAUCGGGAUUUCCGUUUGAGGAUUAUUUAGGUCAAAUCAAAAAGAUGGUAAGAACCCCGCAUCAUCCACUAGCCCAGGUUAUUCGGCGGAUCUCAGAAAUGGCCCCUUUUACAGUGAAUGAUGAAGCUUCACAUGGAAAGAGAAAGUUGCAGAAGGAGCAUGACCGUGGCCCAGUUCCACCCUCUAUAGUGGGCCUGCCAGUACUUCAGUUCCAGGAGCUUUUCAUAGGUGGUACCAAAAUUAAUGUAUCAAGUGAAGGAGACAGAUGCGUUAAGAUUGGUGGUUGCAUUGUUUUGGUUGACAACAUCCUUCAGUGUCAGGAUAAGAUACAUAUUGUUUUCAGGGAAUAUGAAGUAAUCGAACCAUUUUUUGAGUAUCCUCUGAAUUCUUGUAAGUUGGGUAUCUUCCUGGUUGGCAACAUUUCAUCAACCCUGAAAAUCACUGAGUUAUUUGACCAUGUUGAGAAAUAUGUGAGGUUACCAAAAAAAGACAAAUUUGUUGCAGUGCCACUACUGCACUUGUGUCAGUGAUUUAAUUUAGCCCUUUCAGCAGGAUAAAGACAGUCCUUUCCCCAUUUGGUUCUCUGUCCAGUAGAGUCAGUUGUUUAUGUAGCACCAAAAAACGCAUAGAUAGGAAUGUUGUAGUCUGCAAUCUCUUCACCAUUCUACUGAGCGGGAUAUAAAAGCCAGUAGCAUCUCCACUAUCUUUUUACCUCUGCUGCAUAAUUACCUUUACAAGCUUGAUUUCUUGAGCCUGGUUGUAAAAUAUAGAGGCUAGCCAAGAAUUUGAUUGGAGACUCCCUGGAAUUGGGGAGGUUGUUUUGCCGUUGACUGGUUGAUGCUAAAGUUAAUAUCGUGUGGACUUCUGGUGCUUGGAUUUUGGAUAGCCUCGGUUUGUGGUUAACAUUGGUUGUUAGCAACCCCUUGGUGGAAGCACGAGGGGGCAGAGGGUUCUCACUGAUGUCUUAGCUAUCGCCGUUCGACGUUGAUUUCUUUGCAUCAAGAUACAUCGUACACGUAGACACCGUAAAACUAUACAAAAGAAUGCACAAAUACAACAAUGUAAAUACACACAGGUUAUAGCACAAAGGAAUUAUGUCUCGAACGUGUGCUGCUAGCAAUUACAUACAUGGCACGUGCGGAGGUAAAAUAUUACAAAGGAAUGAGAAUAAGACAAGUUUGACAAGUUCAACGCAUAUACAUAUUACCUCGCUCCGCUUUCCAAAGGGAAACCAAAUGUAGUAUUAUUCUGUUCACCAAACACGAUUAUUUAGAAACGAAAUGCUGCUUCUUUUCAUAACGUCUGCAUUGAACUUCUUUCCAUUCAAGUCAUUUAGCAUUUUACAGCUGCACGCACCUACGUGAUGACGUAAACAGCCCACAAACAUCAAACAAGCCGGUCAUUACACAAGUGUUACUUUGUUAAGGGGGCUGCAUGUAUGCUGAGAUCUGUAUACUCAAGCACAGCUAUUUUGUUUACUUGAGGUUGUAAAUAGUUUCAGUUUUCACGUUGGUCAGAUGUCCCAGCAAUUUGGGAGGAGAAUGGCCAGUGUGGUUGGCCAAACUUGAGGGGCAUGGCCCUCCACCAGUCCGUCAAGACCCUAAUGGCUCCUAGCCUUGACUGGGACCGGUGGGAGGUCCGCACGAUGUAUAUAACAGGUACAUUUGACAUUUUAAAGCUAGGUUUCAGUUAUUAGGUACAUUGUUACACAACCCUCCAGAAUACAUGACUUCAAUUGCAGCAUGCUGUGGUCCCUAGAUUAUAUUUUUCCACUUGCCAGUAUAACAGACCUGUUGUUUGGCUCAACCCUGUAUUUCUUAUGGUGUUUGUUUAAUUCUUAGCCUGAGUCUAAUAAGGUUAAAUGUAACUGUGUUUUACAGACAGCUAUGAAGAGGGCAGGAGGAAGGCCAAAGAGGCAGAGACAUGGUCUGACCUCCAAUCAGACGCUGAUUGUGGGAGUGGGCCACGAAGGCCACAAAGGCGCAAAACGUAUGGGUAGCAUUACUAUUCCUUGAUGCUUUGAGGUCAUAUUUACAGUUUUUUUUUUACUUUGAUAAAAAAAAAAUUAAUAGGAAGUGUCCGGAUUGGCACCCCUGAAGAGUAUUCAGAAGACGAGCCGGCCCCUAGAAUCACAUGUCAACCUGCCCCCCCGAUUGCCUACCCUGCAGUCCCCACCAUCCCCAAUUUGGCAGCAGCAUCCCAGAACUGCUCUUUUUCAGAGCUCCUGUCAAAUUGGGAGCCUAUCAAUUCAACAUUGGUGCCAGGCCCACCCCAGCAAUCAGCAGAACCAGCCAUACUGAGGGAGGUCCUGACCAAGUUAGAGAUGGUGCUGGACCAACAAAGCCAAAUUCUUCGGCUUCUCCAGCACCGAGAGGUGCAGGUCCAGCCAGGCAACAUUGAGGAAGGUCUACUGCCUCAACUCCUCAGUCUGGAAGAAAAACUCCUGAGUCCUGAGUACAACCAAAGAUUUAUUUAAUCCCGUCAACUGGUUGGGACUGAUUGGGGGGGCGGAUGUGCGCGACUGCACAUGGAGAACCUUGAAAAGGGUAAUCUCCAACUCUCUUGCCAUGAAGAUCAACUGGCGGGGAGUAAAUGGGAAAACAUCCCUUUGCCAGUCUGCAGCUCAGGGCGGUUGUGAUUGCUGCAGUUAGAAGAAAUCCCCUCACAGCCAAUGCUGCUGAGGCGGACAUUGAGGCCACCAUGAAGAGGUGGCUUCAGCUGGCGUCGGAUAUGGAGGGAGGAAGAAAAAGACGCUUGAUGCUAAAGGAGGGUCUUUAAAUGUAUUUAUAUAUAUAUAAAGUUUGUUGUUGUUAUUUUUGGUUCUAUUUUCAAUUGUUUUUUAAUCAGUUUGUUGGUUGGUUUUGCUGGUUCAUGUUCUAUUUUAAAUAGUUUCUUAAUCUGUUUUUUUUCUCAAUCUCUGUUUUGCUGUACAUAUGUUGAAUAAAUUAUUUUUAAUUGUGA